Messenger RNA from Trichechus manatus latirostris (Florida manatee), 2405 nucleotides. It is a transcript of the gene DCAF17, whose product is annotated as DDB1 and CUL4 associated factor 17. The record is from RefSeq and is a predicted model, not a curated record. Gene Ontology annotation, biological process: protein ubiquitination. The coding region runs from base 200 to 1798 and encodes 532 amino acids. NCBI's taxonomy places the organism in Eukaryota, Metazoa, Chordata, Mammalia, Sirenia, Trichechidae. Gene Ontology annotation, cellular component: Cul4-RING E3 ubiquitin ligase complex. The transcript is spliced from 14 exons.
GGAGCAGGCCGGGAAGGGAGUGUUUUUUCCUUCCCUCGUCUCCGCGGUUGGCGGCAGCUGGGCUGCAGACGAGAGGGCGGUGCCGACUCAGCCUUCUGUCGCCCGGCUUCCGUGCAUCCGCGGCCGGCUCCGCGUGUCAGCUUUUCCUGGGCCCUGCAGGGAGCUGGGGCCUUGAGGUUCAAAGGUAGCAGCCGCUCCCAUGAGCAAGAGUGAGGGGCGCGCCGCCGCCGGAUCCUCCAUGGGCUGGACCCGGAAGCCCAACGUGUGCCGCCAGCUGAGUCGCCGGGCGCUGGGCUGCUUUUCACGCGACGCGGGCGUGGUACAGAGGACGAACCUGGGCAUCCUCCGGUUGCUUGUGUGCCAGGAAAGUACUAAGUUUAAGAAUGUUUGGACAACUCAUUCCAAGUCACCUAUAGCCUAUGAGAGAGGAAGAAUAUAUUUUGACAAUUAUCGCUGCUGUGUUAGCAGUGUUGCAUCAGAGCCGAGAAAACUUUAUGAAAUGCCAAAAUGUUCCAAAUCAGAAAAAAUAGAGGAUGCUUUAUUAUGGGAAUGCCCAGUGGGGGAAGUACUUCCCAAUCCAUCAGAUUAUAAAUCCUCACUCAUUGCACUGACUGCUCAUAAUUGGCUACUUCGUAUAUCUGCAACUACUGGAAAAAUCCUUGAGAAGAUAUAUCUUGCUUCCUAUUGCAAAUUCAGAUACUUGAGCUGGGACACUCCUCAAGAAGUCAUUGCAGUCAAGUCAGCUCAGAACAAAGUCUCAGCAGUGGCACGCCAGGCAGGUAUUCAACAGUCCGUUUUGCUGUACCUUGCAGUGUUCCGUGUUCUACCUUUUUCACUCAUAGGGGUUUUGGAGAUCAACAAAAAAAUUUUCGGGAACGUUACAGAUGCUACCUUAUCUCAUGGAAUACUGAUUGUGAUGUAUAGCUCGGGACUGGUCAGACUCCAUAGCUUCCAAGCCAUCACUGAACAGUUCAUGCAACAGAAACUUGACUUAGGGUGUGCAUGCAGAUGGGGUGGGACUACUGGAACUGUAGGAGAGGCUCCUUUUGGCAUUCCUUGUAAUAUUAAAAUCACAGACAUGCCACCACUGCUCUUUGAGGUGUCCUCCCUGGAGAACGCUUUUCAGAUUGGAGGCCAUCCUUGGCAUUAUAUCAUCACACCUAAUAAGAAGAAACAGAAAGGAGUUUUCCAUAUUUGUGCCCUAAAAGACAAUUCCUUGGCAAAAAAUGGGAUCCAGGAAAUGGAGUGUUGUUCUUUAGAAUCUGACUGGAUCUAUUUCCAUCCUGAUGCUUCUGGUAGAAUAAUACAUGUUGGCCCAAAUCAGGUCAAAGUUUUAAAGCUAAAUGAAAUAGAAAAUAGUUUCCAGCAUCAGAUCUCUGAAGAUUUUGUCAUUUUGGCCAACAGGGAGAAGAACAAAAAUGAAAACUUAUUCACUGUUACAGCUUCUGGACGGGUAGUAAAAAAACAUUUUGACCUUCUGGAUGACGAACCAGAACAAGAGACUUUCAAAAUUGUGGACUAUGAAGACGAGUUGGACUUGCUGUCUGUGGUAGCUGUUACUCAACUAGAUGCUGAAGGAAAAGCUCACCUGGAUUUCCACUGUAAUGAAUACGGCACUUUACUUAAAAGCAUUCCACUAGUGGAGUCAUGGGAUGUGACAUAUAGCCAUGAAGUCUACUUUGACAGAGACUUGGUACUACACAUAGAACAGAAGCCCAACAGGGUCUUCAGCUGCUACGUUUACCAGAUGGUAUGUGACACUGGAGAAGAAGAAGAAACCAUAGACAGAUGUUGUUAAAAAGAGGGAGAUAAUUUUAAAUUUUGAGAUAUAACUUAUGAAACUUUCAGCCACACUCCCAGCAGCUAUGUCCAGUCUUCCUUUUUAUUACCUGUGUGUCAAGUCUUCCAGUAUUUUCCAGAAAUAGUCUUGUGUUGACUUCAGAUGACUGUGGCUUCUUUUUUAAACUCUUGCACUGGAAAGUGGUGAUGACUUCAUUUUUUGUAAAGGUUUUUUUAGAAUGAUGUCCCAAGAAGCUUAGUAUUUUGGGGCUUUUAGCUAGGUAGUAAUACAAAUAUAAAGUGCUGGGGACAAGUUAACUGUUGGGGAGAGAGUCAUUGAUGGGGAAGUAUUUAAGAUGGUUCUUAAAGAUGGCAUGGGAUUUUCAUGGGUAAGACUGGGAAAGGAGAGACAAAAGUAGAUAUAAAAGAUAUAAAAAGAAAUCCUGUAUCUUCUAUAGCAACCUUUCCUUAAGGAUGAAAAUGAGAUCCGUAACGUGAAGACAUUUGAGCCAAAAAUGUUCAUCAUGUUUUUUGUUAUUUUUUUUUUUAAAUCUUAUAUUUGUAUAUGUCUGAGUUUCUUAGUGCUGCUGUAACAGAAGUACCACGGUGAGUGGCUUUAAUAAACA